This is a messenger RNA of Yamadazyma jaroonii, 774 nucleotides long. The record is from the annotation of a GenBank genome assembly. Lineage: Eukaryota; Fungi; Ascomycota; Pichiomycetes; Serinales; Debaryomycetaceae.
AUGAGACAAAAGAGAGCAAAAUCAUAUAAGAAACAGAUGAAUGUUUAUUUACAUGCAUUCAAAUUCAGGGAACCUUUCCAAACGAUAAUUGAUGAUGAGAUCAUCUUACAUUGUGAAAAAUCCUCAUUUGAUUUGAUUAAGGGAUUGAAAAGAACAAUUCAAUCUGAGAUCAAACCUAUGAUUACCCAAUGUUGUAUGCAAUCAUUAUAUAAAACCAACAAUCAAACUGCCAUUGAUAUAGGGAAAAGUUUCGAAAGAAGACGUUGUAAUCACCCACCAUCAGAUCCUUUGGCCCCUAAGGAUUGUAUCAAAUCAAUCAUUGCUCCUGAUAAUAAGCAUAGAUAUGUUUUAGCAUCACAAAUUUUCGAAUUAAGAAAAGAAUUAAUGAACGUACCUGGGGUUCCCAUGGUAUUUAUGAACAGAUCAGUCAUGGUGAUGGAACCAAUAUCAAAAAUGACUUUAAGAUACGCUAACGAUUAUGAAAACAAAAAGUUAACCGGAGGUUUAAAUAGUACUGGGCAAGAACCUGUCAAACAAGAACCAGCUAAGAAGAGAAAGGGUCCUAAACAACCAAACCCUUUAAGUAUCAAGAAGAAGAAAGUAGAAAAGACCGAUGAGAAUAAAGAAAAUCGUGAUAACGAUGAUACUGGUGAAGUUAAAGAAAAGAAGAUCAGAAGGAAGAGAAAACAUACUAGAAAGACCGACCACCCAGACGGAGAAACUACUGCCGAAAAAGAGCAGGAUGUUGAACAAAAUGCGGACGAAGAAUCAUAG